Molecule: messenger RNA, 2693 nt
Organism: Capsicum annuum
Lineage: Eukaryota; Viridiplantae; Streptophyta; Magnoliopsida; Solanales; Solanaceae
Product: serine/threonine receptor-like kinase NFP
Exons: 2
Coding region: 502-2343 (613 amino acids)
Biological process (GO): protein phosphorylation
Molecular function (GO): protein kinase activity; ATP binding
Source: RefSeq, a predicted model, not a curated record
AUCUGUGCACUUCGUUAACAAGCUAUACUCGUGAAAUAUGUUUUGUUGGAGGGUGGAGCUGUUGUUUGUUCAUCACAUCAUCUGCUCUAUGAUUUUUGCUAGUUCAUCCCGGGGUCAAUGUCCACACGUGAUAGGAAGAAGGAAUCCGUGCCGUCUGGAUUUGGUUCUAGUAUUAAACUGAUAGCUGGAGCUUCCCUAGAAAAUAACUGAGAGGACAUAAUCAAGGAGAAAGUAAAGAUUAUAAAUAUAAAUGAUUCCUUUUGCUUAUUGAGAAUAUUUUACAAAGCAUUGUUGCAUAAAGACAGAGACAGCUGCUUAAAAUAUGAGAGUAGGCAGAGAAGACAAAAGGGUAUCUCGCAGACAGAGCUACAGACAAGCCUCCUAAAUAUUGUCCAAUUCUAUAUCCUUCCAAACUCAAGAGGUAAAUUCCUAAAAUACACUUUUGCUUGAGCUGCCAAAUAAUCUUUCUAGUUGGUGCCUUGCUAUCUAAGCUUUGUAGCAAUGGGAGUUCCUCUUGUCUCCUUGUUUUACAACUUUUUCCUCUUUCUCAUCCUUUCAUCCUCGAACAUAACUGCUCAAACAUCUAGCCCAGACACUGACUUUUCGUGCUCGUUAAACUCCUCCUUUUCUUGUGAUGCUUAUGUCUCAUAUCGUGCCCGUCCGCCAUAUUAUUUUGAUGUUGGAAGUAUCUCUGAUCUUCUUGAAGUCAGUCGUUUAAGUAUAGCUAAGGCCACAGGUCUAGCCUCAGAGGAUACCGAGCUAUUCCCUGACCAGCUUUUACUCGUACCUGUUAAGUGCUACUGCAAUGGUUCUCAUUAUUUCUCCAAUGUUACCUAUCAGAUCAAGAAAGGUGAUAGCUUUUAUUCGGUUUCAAUAGGAGCUUUUGAGAACCUUACUAACUAUCAUGUGGUGCAAGAUAUGAAUCCAACACUAGAUCCAACCAACUUGACAGUUGGUGCAGAAGCUGUUUUUCCUUUGUUCUGUAAAUGCCCCGCACAUUCUGAUCUUGGAAAGGGACUUCAGUACCUCGUCACUUAUGUUUGGCAGCCUUGGGAUGAUAUAUUGCCUGUAAGCAAUAUGUUUGGAGCAUCUGCAGCUGACAUUCUGGCUAUCAACAAUUACAGAAAUUUCACUGCUGCAAUAUGUCUUCCUGUCUUGAUACCGGUAAACCUUCCUAUUAUUUUGCAAUCUUACCCCUCUUCUGCAAGCAGUAGAAAAUCUAAACUUGGAUGGAUCCUCAUUACUGUUUUAAGUAUUAUGGGGUUGCUUGCAGUUUUUUCAUUUUGCUUGAUGGUGUACAUGCGUCUUCUAGACGAGAAGAGGAGGGCUAAUUUAACCCGUAACUCAUUUACUCAUGAAACUUCUGAUCUUUUUCAUAUGAAGAAAGCCUCCGAGGGUGAAAUUAUGGACCAUAAGAACAUUCAAGAUAAGCUUCUUCCUGGAGUUUCUGGCUAUAUUGGAAAGCCCAUAUUAUAUGACCUGAAGGUCAUCAUGGAGGCAACUCUCGACCUCAGUGAGAGGAGCAGAAUAGGAGGAUCGGUGUAUAAGGCUACAAUUAAUGACCAAGUUGUAGCAGUCAAGAAAAGAAAACAAGCCUCGGAGGAAUUGACGAUACUUCAAAAACUACAUCACGCAAAUCUGGUGAAAUUAAUGGGUGUUUCAUCAGAUGAUCAUGGGAAUUCCUUUUUGGUUUAUGAAUAUGCUGAAAAUGGCUCACUGGAUCAGUGGUUGUUUCCCAGAUCAUCAUCUGCCUCUGGCUCAGUGGUAUCGCUCGGUUGGAGCCAAAGGUUACAGAUAGCCUUGGAUGUUGCAAAUGCUUUGCAAUACCUGCAUGAACAUACCCAACCUAGUAUAGUUCACGGGGACAUCCGAACAUGUAGCAUACUUCUUGAUUCAAGGUUUAAAGCCAAAGUUGCAAGUUUCUCUACAGCCACACAUUCUACCAACUCAAUGAUGCUGAAAGUCGACGUGUUUGGUUUCGGGCUUGUUCUGCUGGAGUUGCUUUCAGGGAAGAAAGCAAUGGAAUCAAAAGAUAAUGGCGAGACACUGAUCAUGGGCAAAGAAAUAAAGGAAAUCUUGGAAGCUGAAGAUAACCGAGAGGAGAAGUUUAGAGGAUGGAUGGAUCUAAAGUUGAGCUUUUACCCUGUGGAUGAUGCUCUAAACUUGGCUGCCUUGGCAACGGCGUGCACAUCAGAGCAAUCAGCAGAGAGGCCUAGGAUGACAGAUAUUGUCUUCAACCUAUGUUUUCUUACUCAAUCAUCUUUUGAAAUGUAUGGAAGAUCUUGGACUUCAGGUGAAGCUGAGGAGAUUGUUCAGAUUGUUAGUCCAGUAAUAGCACGUUGACUCACGGAUGGAAUGUAAAUAUAGCUAAGAACUUUGUCAGUUCGUCUCAAAUUUGCAACACAUUCUGGAUUAUAAAAGCAAGAGGAACAGCUGAUCUCCAGAAUUUAUUGCAAAUUCGACUUCUCGUGUCCAGUUAUUCUCUGUAUUUCUCUUGUAGCUAAAUCAGUUGCUAUUGUAAAUUCUUGUGUAGGAUGUUUUACUCAACCACUCAACUUUGAAAUAAGUGGAGAGCAAUUUGACCCGUAUUUCUACAUUUCACACAUUGCAAACUCGAUGUUAUUUAUAUCUGAGAUCUAAAUGAUACAGAUGAGUACAGGUUUAUUUUAAUUUGUAGUAAGCAAGUUCUUUAA